Messenger RNA from Pogona vitticeps (central bearded dragon), 2501 nucleotides. The record is from RefSeq and is a predicted model, not a curated record. NCBI's taxonomy places the organism in Eukaryota, Metazoa, Chordata, Lepidosauria, Squamata, Agamidae.
UCAUGGCUGAUGUGAUCAAGAAGGUGAAGAAGAAGGGAGAGUGGAAGGUCUUGGUGGUGGACCAGCUGAGCAUGCGCAUGCUCUCCUCCUGCUGCAAGAUGACCGACAUCAUGACCGAGGGCAUAACAAUUGUGGAAGACAUUAACAAGCGCCGAGAGCCGUUGCCGAGCCUGGAAGCCGUGUACCUCAUCACCCCCUCGGAGAAGUCUGUCGAGUCGCUCAUCAACGAUUUCAAGGAACCGCCGAAUGCCAAGUAUCGAGCGGCCCACGUCUUCUUCACGGACUCUUGCCCCGAUUCCUUGUUCAACGAGCUGGUCAAAUCCCGCGCGGCGAAAGUCAUCAAGACCCUGACGGAGAUCAACAUUGCUUUCCUGCCGUACGAGUCACAGGUUUAUUCCCUCGACUCGGCCGAAUCUUUCCAAAGCUUCUACAGCCCUCACAAGGCUCAGAUGAAGAACCCGAUCCUGGAGCGCCUGGCGGAGCAGAUCGCCACCCUCUGCGCCACACUGAAGGAAUACCCGGCGGUUCGGUAUAGAGGGGACUACAAAGACAACGCCAUGCUGGCUCAGCUGAUCCAGGACAAGCUGGAUGCUUACAAGGCCGACGACCCAACCAUGGGGGAGGGUCCGGACAAAGCUCGCUCCCAGCUCAUUAUCCUGGACCGGGGCUUUGAUCCGACCUCUCCCGUGUUACACGAACUGACUUUCCAAGCCAUGAGCUACGAUCUGCUCCCCAUUGAGAAUGACGUCUACAAGUAUGAGACGAGCGGGAUUGGGGAAGCCCGGGUCAAGGAGGUUCUGCUGGAUGAGGAUGAUGAUCUCUGGGUCACCUUGCGCCACAAGCACAUCGCUGAGGUGUCCCAGGAGGUCACGCGUUCUCUGAAGGACUUCUCUUCCAGUAAGAGGAUGAGCACGGGCGAUAAGACCACCAUGAGGGACCUCUCCCAGAUGCUGAAGAAGAUGCCUCAAUAUCAGAAGGAGCUCAGCAAGUAUUCCACCCACCUCCACCUUGCCGAAGACUGCAUGAAACACUACCAAGGCACCGUGGACAAGCUUUGCCGAGUGGAACAGGACCUGGCCAUGGGCACCGACGCCGAGGGCGAGAAGAUCAAGGACCCCAUGCGAGCCAUCGUCCCCAUCCUCCUGGAUGCGAACGUCAGCACCUACGACAAGAUCCGCAUCAUCCUGCUCUAUAUCUUUCUCAAGAACGGCAUUACUGAGGAGAACCUCAACAAGCUGAUCCAGCAUGCCCAGAUCCCGCCGGAGGACAGUGAGAUCAUUACCAAUAUGGCCCACCUGGGCAUCCCCAUCAUCACGGAUUCCACCUUGCGCCGCCGGAGCAAGCCGGAUCGGAAGGAGCGGAUCAGCGAGCAGACCUACCAGCUCUCCCGGUGGACGCCGGUGGUCAAGGAUAUCAUGGAGGAUGCCAUUGAUGAUAAACUGGACACCAAACACUAUCCUUACAUCUCCACCCGCUCCUCGGCCUCUUUCAGCACUACAGCGGUCAGUGCUCGCUACGGACACUGGCACAAGAACAAGGCCCCCGGGGAGUACCGGAGCGGGCCCCGCAUCAUCAUUUUCAUCCUGGGGGGUGUCGGCCUGAACGAGAUGCGCUGUGCCUAUGAGGUGACACAAGCCAGCGGGAAGUGGGAGGUCCUAAUAGGAUCUACCCAUGUCCUCACCCCACAGAAGCUGUUGGACACCUUGAAGAAGCUGAAUAAGCCGGAUGAAGAAAGCAGUAGUUAAAAGCUCACCCGCAGCACGCCCCCGAAGCCACCCUCUUUCCUCCAGCCCGUUUCCCAUCUCCCCUGCUCUUGCCGUCGUCGUUUGUUUCGUCGGCUGUGGGCGCCGUUCCCACCCUCUUUCGACGUUUUGGGGAAAUGCCCCUUUCUUCGGUUCCCUUCCCUUCCCUUUCCCCUCCUCUCCCUUUCCCCUCCUUCCUCUUCCAUGUCUGUCAUCCCUCUCUUUGAUUGAAAGGUAAAUACAAGACAGGAACAAAAAUAAUAUAUAUGCAUGCACGCUAAGGGUGAAAGAAGAAGAAGAAGAAGAAUAUAUUCUAUACUAUAGAUAUUAUCUCCAUAUGCAUCCGACGAAAUACCAAAUCCCAUUUCUGGAGAAUCCAUCACUUCAUCCUUCGCGGUAUAUGACGACGACAACUAUUUUUCAGAAUGAUGUAUUUUUUAUGUUUAUUCUAUUUUAUUUCUCUCUCUCUCUCUGCCUGAAUGGAGGAAUGCUCGUGACUUAUUUAUGGCUCUGUCCUCUUGUCCCUAACCUGAGAAGCAAACUGUGAAUGUCCCUCUCCUACGCGUUGGGAGUUUUGCUUGUGUUUUGAAAAAACAAACAAAAAACCCCCCCUGUAAAUCCCCGUCCUUCCCAUGGACUCGACCCGCAACCCUCUUGCACUGCUGUCGUUGGGCGUGUCGUCUGUUUUUGUAUUUCUUGGGUCUGUCAGUGUGCAGGGUGUUGGCUUGCUAGAAGGAUGAUUAAACUGCAUUUUCUUGA